Molecule: messenger RNA, 1288 nt
Organism: Chelonus insularis
Lineage: Eukaryota; Metazoa; Arthropoda; Insecta; Hymenoptera; Braconidae
Product: neuralized-like protein 2
Exons: 3
Coding region: 166-987 (273 amino acids)
Biological process (GO): intracellular signal transduction
Molecular function (GO): ubiquitin protein ligase activity
Source: RefSeq, a predicted model, not a curated record
UGUAGCGCUGCCUGUUUACAAAGAUUUGAGGUUAAAGUAUUCAUAAACAGCUGAAAUUUCUAAUUGUUUAAAAUACAUCGAAAACAACAUUUAGUAAUGUGUAAAAUAUUGUUAUUAUUCUUUAAAAUUCGAUAUUAAUAAGUUAUUCUAUUUUGACAAAUAAUAAUGGACGAUAAUAUAAGUAAUAUUUGUGUGGCUGAAAUGUCAGAGAAAUCACGAAAGAUCAACACAAGAUUUCAUCCAAACCAUGGCGAAAAUAUUAUUCUUUAUGAUGAUAAUACUGUAGCUUAUCGUAAAGCAAGUUUUGCAAAUGCAUUAACAUUCAGUGAGAAACCUUUACAACCUGGAGAAAUAUUUCUUUUAGAAAUUGAAAAGCAUGAAAGAGGAUGGAGUGGUCAUAUGAGAUUUGGUUUGACACAAAUUGAUUUGAAAACUGUUGAUAAAAAUGGGUUACCCCAAUAUGCAUUACCUCAUUUAGUUGAAAUGGGGUCUACUUGGGUAUUUGCUAUCACACAGAGCCCAAAUAUUUACUAUAGUAUUGAUAGUGGUGGGUUACCUCACCGAGAGAAGAAAUUAAUUACUGAUGGAGUAACAGUACAAACUUCACGAGGAAGCAUUCCAUACACUUUGCUUAGGCCUAAUACAGUUGGUCCAUCACAAAACAUAUUACCUACAGAAACUGGCAGUCGUAUUGGAGUCAUGUAUGUACCACAACCUGGUACAGAUUUAGCAGAAAUGCAUUUUAUUAUUAAUGGUGAGGACCAAGGAGCAUGUGGAAAAGAUAUUCCUUAUAAAGAAAAACCCAUACAUGCAGUUGUCGACGUGUACGGAACUACAAAACAAGUUAGAAUUAUUCAACUCUACGGUGUUUCCACGUUACAAAGUGCGUGUCGAGAUGCUAUCCUACAAUACACAAAAAGAAAUGCGGUAAAUUCAUUACCGUUACCACAAAUGUUAAAGAAAUUUUUAUUGUAUCAAUCACAAUGACAUGAAAGCCAGUAAUAAUGCCAUACUUCCUUUGCUUCAAUAUAUUCAAGUGUAAAAUAAAAAAUCAGGCAGGUCCUUUUAUCAUAAAUAAAUUCAUAUACAAAAAAAUAAGCUUAAUUAUCAAUAUUUAAUCAAUAAUAAAAAAAAACUUAUUGGUAAUUCAUUAUCCAAUAUCUUUUUCAAAAAAAUUUUGUAAAUUAUUGUAUUUUGUAAGUUAUAUUUUAUAUUUAUCUUUUUAAUGUUUUUUAAUCGAUUAAUACUUAUAAUUAAUCAUUGUAACUCAUUAAUUCACUAUUUAAGA